Molecule: messenger RNA, 2135 nt
Organism: Zalophus californianus (California sea lion)
Lineage: Eukaryota; Metazoa; Chordata; Mammalia; Carnivora; Otariidae
Product: histone H2B type 1-C/E/F/G/I
Exons: 2
Coding region: 325-795 (156 amino acids)
Cellular component (GO): nucleosome
Molecular function (GO): protein heterodimerization activity; DNA binding; structural constituent of chromatin
Source: RefSeq, a predicted model, not a curated record
GGCCCUGCUUUUAUACAGGAACAGAAUCCCCCUGAUUGGGUUGCGGGCGAUUCCCGGAGUCAACGGCCGCGCGGUCCCGGAAGUGCGGGAGUGAUUCGCAUUGGCUUAGCGGACCCGUGCGCGUUUCUGAUUGGUCGAUUUCAAUUAGCCGACAUCUUCCCAGCCCCCUUAAAAAAAGAAUCAAUUCUAAGUUACUUGUGUCUUUGAGGGUGCUUCACAACUCGUUAAUUAUCGUUAAUAAUAAUUUUGAAGUUUCCUCCUGUUUCGGUAGAGAAAAUAGAAUAUGUUCGAAAGAGAAAGCGCUUUACAAUUUCUCUUAACAAAAUGUCCGCCAUUUUCUAUUUAUCCCGUUUUCAUCUGGGUGGUAUUUACUGUCCUUAUCUAUUUGCAAGUUCCACUGUUUUUGAGAUUAUCAUGCCCGAGCCCGCCAAGGCGGCUCCGGCCCCGAAGAAGGGCUCCAAGAAGGCGGUGACCAAGGCGCAGAAGAAGGACGGCAAGAAGCGCAAGCGCAGUCGCAAGGAGAGCUACUCGGUGUACGUGUACAAGGUGCUGAAGCAGGUGCACCCCGACACCGGCAUCUCGUCCAAGGCCAUGGGCAUCAUGAACUCGUUCGUCAACGACAUCUUCGAGCGCAUCGCGGGCGAGGCGUCCCGCCUGGCGCAUUACAACAAGCGCUCGACCAUCACGUCCCGGGAGAUCCAGACGGCCGUGCGCCUGCUGCUGCCCGGGGAGCUGGCCAAGCACGCUGUGUCCGAGGGCACCAAGGCCGUCACCAAGUACACCAGCUCCAAGUAAAACGACUCCAGUCAUCAGACAAGCUUUAUAACCCAAAGGCUCUUUUCAGAGCCACUCAGUUUUUGCAUAUUGAGAGUUGUAAUAAGUUUUCUCAGCACACUUUUAUGGUAUGCAUGGAUUUUGUGAAAUGUGUACAGUAGGAACUUGGCUAAAGCUCUAGAAAGAGUAGUUUGUUUUUUGUGUUUGUUAAGUCUUUAAUUUGUCCUUCUAUUUUGCCUAAUUGUUUAGAUUUUAAAAUUAUUUUGUAGUUGGUGUCUGGAGCUUAUGAUUGCCUGUGCUUAAGUACAUGUACUUGGGUUAUUUGUUUUAAAUACAACGCCUACAUUAUAACAAUAUAAUUGGAUGUGUUUCAUAACCGUUAAGUCAUGCACUGAGAAGAAAUUAUUUUACAAAGGACACCAAGUCUCAAUUUUAGUCAUCAUAUAGUAGAGACUGAAUUAGGUCUGGGGAAUUACUGGACCCCAUAAUUUAAUCUUAACUACCAAUAUAGACUGCUUCAAAGAUACUUCUUCAAGGUUGCAAUAACAAUUUUUAAUUUUCCUUAUUUUGCCUUUUUGUUACAGAUGUAUAGUGUGUUGAGUUGGUUUCUGAAACCCUAAUUUUGACCUACUUUUUAUUUUUUGUUUUUCUUCCCCUCAGUUUUUCCUUCUGUAUUCAUUUAGACAGAAAAAAAAAAAGAAUAAAAUGAAAAAAACAAGAGUAAAAAAAGAUCUAGGUAUGCAGGGAUCACACAAGAUAUGGAUGGAAACCAGGAGGUUUCAUGUGUAAAUUAUUUAAAAGUUGACCGUUUGUUUUCUUGCUGCCAAAAGUAAAAUGACUUAGAUGUAUUGUUGAGUCCAGACCAGGGUUUAUAGGCUUGAUAUCAGGGAGACCUGCAAGGUGUGAUGGAUGGACGUAUGUGCCACUUCACUGUUGGGGAUAUGUAUGAAGGGUUACAUAGUAGUGAAAGGGAAUGUUCCCACUAUAGGGCCCCCCUUUCCCUUUUUUAAAUAUGUCUUCCAUUAGAUAAAGAUUGCAGUUUCAGUUCUUCAUAUCUGUUAUUUUAGAUGCAACAUGGACUGCUGAAGAUGCUAAGUGUGUUGGCUAACUGUAUUAGUUUUCUAUUGCUGCCUAACAGAUGACCUUGAAUUUACUAGCCUCAAAUAACCCACAUGUAUUAUGUGACAGUUUCUGUGGAUCUGGGCAAGGUGUAGCCGAGUCCUAUAUAAGGAUGCUAUUGAGAUGUUAGCUAGGAUAGAGGACUCUUGGAUGCUUGACUGGUGAAAUAUCAUCUUCUGAGCUCACUGGGUGGCUGCAUUUGUUUGCGGUUGUGGGGCUGAGAAUUCCAUUUUCUUUCUUGC